This is a messenger RNA of Brenthis ino (lesser marbled fritillary), 642 nucleotides long. NCBI's taxonomy places the organism in Eukaryota, Metazoa, Arthropoda, Insecta, Lepidoptera, Nymphalidae. The record is from the annotation of a GenBank genome assembly.
AUGGCGUUUCGACUGUUAAACAUAAAAUUUGAAGAAGCAGAUGAUGUGAACCUACACCAGUAUUCAAAAUUAAAAUGGAGAUUGAUCACUUCUUGGUUCAACUUACUGACGGCAACAUAUUUGCCUAUAUGUAUAUACUGCGACUGGUGCACGCUGAAACAAAAACAUCAAAGAAAACAUGUAAAACUGUUCAGUGAAGUCAGGACCUUCAUGUUUACUAACCUCAUAUUCCCAGUUACAACUUUCGCUGAUAUCCUUUUCUGGAGGCUCUGGUUCCUUAACAGGGAACUUUUGAUGCCCUUAUCAACAGACAAGGUUAUAGCUGUUUGGGAACAUCACAGCAUGCACACGGCAUCCCUUAUAUUUGUUUUCAUGGAUCUCGUUAUAGUGUUUCGAGAAAGACCGAAGAAUAUUUUACCUGGAGUCGUUGCAUUACUUGGUUUCAUCACAGUUUACACUUGUGUGUGUGUCUUUAGUUUGCUGAACGGAGAAUACGUUUAUCCUUUAUUAAAAUUGUUUAAAGGUCAUAAGCUAUUUAUAAUUACACUGUAUAGCUAUUUAUCACUUCUCUUCUAUCACAGUGGCCAAUGGAUAAUUGUGGACCUAAUUCACAAUCGAAAAUAUAUUACCAAAAAGCUAAUG